AUGCCUCUCUUUUUCGACAAGUUUGUUCUUUUUGGCGACUCCAUCACCGAGUACUCGAAUAAGCAAGAUGGGUUUGCUCUUGCCCCGGGGCUCCAGGAUCUCUACUCUAGAAAAAUGGAUAUUGUGACUCGUGGCUUCAGCGGAUAUAACACGGACCAGGGGCUUGUUGUGUUGCGUGAAGUCUUGAAAGCGGAAAACGCAAUUCCAAAUUCAGUGAAACUCAUGUACAUUUUCAUGGGCACCAACGACGCCGCUUCCACGUUUCAGGGUGUUCCCGUGGAUCGGUACAGACUGAAUUUGAGCAGAAUGGUGCAAUUAGCCGCCAGCCAGGGAAUCAAAGUGAUUGUUGUUGGGCCUGCAUUGCACGACCAAGCUUUGGUCAGUGAAAUGAGAGAAGAAAGAGGAGAGCCAGAACAGGCCCACUUUUCUUCCAAUGAAAACACGCGCAAAUACGCCGACACGGCCCUGGAAGUGGCCGCAGAAAACGGCGUUCCGUUUGUGGACUUGUGGUCCGAGUUCCAAAAGUAUGGUGAGUGGUCUACCGAAGAUCUCCUAGCAAACAAGCCCGAUUUGGCCGAGUUGCUCGUCGAUGGGAUCCACUAUACACCCAAAGCAUACGAGGUGUUUUACGAUGCUUUGGUCGAAACCAUCGUGAAACACUACCCGGAUCUUGCUCGGCUGAGUCUAAAACUCAGGCUCCCUUACUACCGUGACGUGGACUAUGGGAACAUAGAAGAGUCACUCAUGAAAAGUAUGGAAGAGUGA
Molecule: messenger RNA, 765 nt
Organism: Metschnikowia bicuspidata var. bicuspidata NRRL YB-4993
Lineage: Eukaryota; Fungi; Ascomycota; Pichiomycetes; Serinales; Metschnikowiaceae
Gene: IAH1
Product: isoamyl acetate-hydrolyzing esterase
Exons: 1
Coding region: 1-765 (254 amino acids)
Source: RefSeq, a predicted model, not a curated record